This is a messenger RNA of Prorocentrum cordatum, 1020 nucleotides long. The record is from the annotation of a GenBank genome assembly. Lineage: Eukaryota; Dinophyceae; Prorocentrales; Prorocentraceae.
UCCCGGGCCGACUCGCCGCGGAGGCGGGCCUCGGAGAGGAAGAGGAGGCAGAAGGAGCUCACGGAUGCGGACGCGCAGGUGGAGGAGGCUUGGAAGGCUGAGGCCAAGGACUCGAUCCUUGAGGCCAACAGCAUCAGCGAGAUGUUCUGGGCGGCGGAGGAGCACAUCGACGACGACUGGCUGGGCGGUGUCGACGAGCUACCAGGGAACAUCUACCGGAUUGCAGCUCUUGGCACGCUAACGAGUCAAUUCUCUGAAAAAGACGCGGAUCCGACCGAUACAUUCAGGAGGCUGGUUCGCGUUGUGGGAUGCAUUACCAUCUUCUUGAUCCAGUUAUGCGGCCCGCCCCUCCUCAUUGCGAGCGUCUAUUUUGACUGGGGGAUCAUUCGAGACAACGAUAUCCAUUGGCGCGACUGGGAGCCAUCGUUCUCGGAUUGGCAGGCAAUCAAGACGACUAAGGUUUUGUCGACCCUGUUCUUGUUUGUCUUUUCCAUCAAUGGUCUGUAUGUUAUUCUCCAGGAGAAGCAGUCGUGGGCGAAGAUCUACAAGACGUUCCGGUACCUGAAGCACAAUACCCCGAACAUGGAUGUAAGGGGCGAGCCUUUCUUGAUUUUGGGACCAAUCGUCAAUUCAUGGGUCGUGCUAUUGACCUCCAUCGCUUCUUUCACGAUCCUAGGUGCCAGCUUCAGUCCAAGGAACGUGCUAUUCGACGCCCUGGGCCUUCUCUUCCUCUACAACCUCGACGAUAUCAACAGCGACCUUGGCUUCGUGAGCGCGGAUGACUGGGAUGGCCUCAGACUGGGAUGGAUUUACCAGGAGAUGGUGGUGCCGAACUACAGCCCGAGCGUGUCGAGCGACGAGCAGCCGGCGUACAAUGCAGAGGAUAUCGGCCCCACGGGCAGGUCGGUUCUCAGACUCUACGACGUCGUGUCGAUGCUCCUUCUGGCCUGCGCGCUGGUCAUGCCGGCCGUGGCCCUGAUCACCCCGUUCCUCGCGAUCGUUCCAGUGGGCUUCGAGUGA